This is a messenger RNA of Erigeron canadensis, 1360 nucleotides long. Its product is annotated as E3 ubiquitin-protein ligase PRT1-like. The coding region runs from base 55 to 1221 and encodes 388 amino acids. Gene Ontology annotation, molecular function: zinc ion binding; ubiquitin protein ligase activity. Gene Ontology annotation, biological process: proteasome-mediated ubiquitin-dependent protein catabolic process. NCBI's taxonomy places the organism in Eukaryota, Viridiplantae, Streptophyta, Magnoliopsida, Asterales, Asteraceae. The transcript has 7 exons. The record is from RefSeq and is a predicted model, not a curated record.
AAUUAAAAAUUAUAAAAUAAAAUUUUGCUCCGAGUUUUGGCUUGAAGAUCGGCCAUGGAAGAAGGCGUAGACUCAGAACAGAUUUCUGAUCAUUUCACCUGCGCUGUUUGCCUAGAUGUUUUAUACAAGCCAGUUGUUUUGGUUUGCGGUCAUGUGUCGUGUUUCUGGUGUUGCCAACAUUCGAUGCAUAUGAGAAGUGAGUCUCAUUGUCCGUUAUGUAGAAACGGGUAUCAUCAUUUUCCUGCUAUCUGUCUGACUUUACAUUUUUUGCUCAAGAAGUUGUAUCCGGUUUCUUACAAUAGACGGAAGUUACAAACGCUUGAGGAUGAGAAACACAGCUCGUUAGGAUUUUCACCGGAUAUUGACAGACUUAUGACAAGUGAAGAAUUGAACCAUAUGAAUGAUGAGGCCCAAUCUUUGAGUGUAAAUAAUGAAGAUGGAAGCUCAGUAGACCCUUCUUCUACGGAUAAAAGUAAUUUGAACGAGGGCUCGUCUGGAACUUGUGACCAGGUUUCAAUCAGUGACGUUGUGUGUGUAGCAUGCACUCAGCUACUUUAUCGGCCUGUUGUUCUGAACUGUGGUCAUGUUUACUGCGAGGCCUGUAUCACCAUUCCAAUUGAGGGAAUGCUUAGAUGUCAAGUUUGUGAAUGCCGGCAUCCAAGUGGACUUCCAAAAGUUUGCAGGGAACUUGAUUACUUCUUAGAAGAACGAUUUUUUCCAGAAUAUGCUUUGAGAAGAAGCACUAUCCAAGUCAAUCAACAGCAGACGCAAAAUAUGAUUUCACCAGAUGAGGCCAGUACUCAGUUUCCCAAAGACUCAUUUCCAGCAGAAGAGAAUUUUCUACAGUCGCAUGGGUCUAAGUUUCAUCAUGGUGUUGGCUGUGAUAUGUGCGGGAUGUGUCCAAUAAUUGGAGAAAGGUAUCAAUGCAAAGAUUGUACGGAAAAAAGUGGUUAUGACCUUUGUGGAGACUGUCACAACUCGGGUUUGAAUCUUCCAGGCAGGUUUAAUCAGAAACACACCCCAUCACACCGCCUCUUGUUAGUCAAGCCAGACAUAAAUCGAAAUGUCAUAUAUCGGCUUUUGAGUGGCCAGCUAGCAGUUGUUUCUUCAAUUGCAUCUAGAUAUCAAUCCAGUCCUGCUAAUACAAGCCCGGAUCUUCCAUCUUCUCUUGAUGAAGAUGGCGUCUCAUCCGAUACCACAGAAUAUCAAACAGACAGCUGACCUUUCUGUAUGUCAAAUAGUUUCCAAUAAAUAUAUAUUACAAUCUACUCAUGAAGCUACUAUGUUAAUAGGAACUACCUUUCAUGUGUAAAUUUAACAUUGUGUUACCAUUUGGUAAUUAGUAAGGUUUUGAUUAUUA